AUGCCUUUAGUUUUAACCAAUGCCAAUUCUGCCGACGAUGCCAUCCUACGUGCUCAGGGCCACAAGGCUGCGAUGCCUCGUCUCUUCUCAAUCGUGUCCACAAUGGGACUGAUGUUUUGCAUUAUGAAUGCAUGGGUCGGUUCUCUGAGCACGUUUGGGCAGAACUUGCGAUACGGUGGACCACUUUUGGUCAUCUUCGCGGCUUUGAUAGCUGCAUUUGUUCAAUGGACAGUGACAUUAGGCCUGUCAGAGCUCGCCUCUGCAUUCCCGAGUUCUGGGGGUCAAUACCAUUUCAUGUACAUCCUGGCGCCCGAGAAAUGGAAGCGCUUCAGCGCUUUUGUGAUAGGGUGGAUGACGGUUCUAGCUUGGUGGUUUGCUACGUCUGCUGGCCUUUCCCUGGUCGCAGUUGCGUCUACUGGACUGGCCGCCUUCAUGGAUCCAAGCUAUACACCCAAGAAUUGGCAUAUCUACCUCUGCUUUCUCGCAAUGGCCUUUUGCUCAGUUAUCCCUAUAUUUGCGUUCCCAAAAUCGGUUCCAAAAAUCACAGCUGGCUCAAUGUACCUUAGUCUGGGCGGUUUCGUGGCAUGGUUCAUUGUGCUACUGGCCACAUCAUUGCGGACUAACGAUGCUUCGUUUGUUCUCGCAUCAGACCCGGGCGUCAGUGGCUGGAACCAAGGAGCUGCAUGGUUAUUAGGCAUCACCAACGCCAUGUACAACUUCGGGGGAUCAGAUUCACCCAUCCACAUUGCAGAAGAGAUGCACAGUCCCGGGCGAAAGUUGCCGAUCGUUAUGAACACUACUAUGCUGAUCGCGGUUCUGACCGCUGUGCCUAUGAUGGCUGCGGCUAUGGUCAAGAUAACAGACACGGAGGCAGUCAUGAACUCUGUUUUCCCCGCUGUUGAGCUCAUGUAUCAGGCGACCGGGAAUCGUACAUUGACCCUAGUCAUGGCUGUUUGGCUGAUUAUCGUGUACAUGUCUUGUAUGCCGCCCCAAUUCAUCACCGCUGGUCGCGUCACCUGGGCUUUUGCAAGAGACAAAGGCACUCCAUACCACGAGUUCUUCUCGCACAUCGAUCCAAAACUCCAAUUCCCGGCAAGGUCUACAUUGCUAGCACUGGUGUUCAUCUCCUUCUACGGCUUGAUAUAUAUGGCUAGCACAACGGCAUUCAAUUCCGUCAUCACGUCGGCCGUACUCUUUCUCAACAUCACUUUGGUAGCACCUCAAACCAUGCUCGUUCUGCGUGGUCGAGAGAAGAUGCUCCCUGAGCGGCCCUUGAAACUCGGAUAUCUCGGUUAUUUCUGCAACAUUUUCUCCACGCUCUGGAUUUUCGUUCUAGUGGUCCUGGUCUGUAUGCCUCCGGCACUCCCGGUAACAGUAGCGUCUAUGAAUUGGACCCCGCCAAUCCUCGUCGGGCUAUUCCUUCUUAUAACUGUUGGCUGGUUUACCUUCGGGACGAAACGAUUCGAGGGACCGAAGAUUGAUUGGGAGCUGCUGAACCAGGCGAACGAAAUGCAGACUGGGUUACACAUAGGGCGCAAAACCCACACCUAG
Alternaria rosae is the source of this 1551-nucleotide messenger RNA. RefSeq names its product amino acid/polyamine transporter I. Gene Ontology annotation, biological process: transmembrane transport. Gene Ontology annotation, cellular component: membrane. The transcript has 7 exons. Gene Ontology annotation, molecular function: transmembrane transporter activity. The record is from RefSeq and is a predicted model, not a curated record. Bases 1 to 1551 code for a protein of 516 amino acids. Lineage: Eukaryota; Fungi; Ascomycota; Dothideomycetes; Pleosporales; Pleosporaceae.